Molecule: messenger RNA, 627 nt
Organism: Colletotrichum abscissum
Lineage: Eukaryota; Fungi; Ascomycota; Sordariomycetes; Glomerellales; Glomerellaceae
Exons: 4
Coding region: 1-627 (208 amino acids)
Source: RefSeq, a predicted model, not a curated record
AUGUGUCGCGGGCCCGGUGCCGUCUUUGGCGACAUAAAGCCUUCUAGCUUCAUCCGGGCAUUUUUGGAAGGCAAACCAUACCACUGCAGUAAGCCAGUGAUGACGAUGCUGCUCAGCAUCUCCCAUGACCUUGGGAAGGUAGUAGCUGCAGAGAACGGCGAAUCUAUCGUGAGAUUUAUCAACUCUCGUGUAAGUCUGACCAGCCUGUUUGAAACCACGGCAAUCGCCUACGAAGAGGCAGCACGGGCUGCAGGCAGGUCUCUAAGUUCCGGAACAUACUACUAUUUCAUGAACUGCGCUCUUGGGCCGGCUCAGUCCUCGGUACCUCUCGUGCAGUGGGCGAACUCGGCACACGGCUGCAGUCAUGUUGGCCUUGUCGUUGGCAAAACGGCUAGGUUUGGAGCCAAGAAGUUUAAGGCAGUCUAUAUCCACAUCAGACUGUGGGAUACUGGUUUCUCUCAGUCUCAGUACGACUACACUCCAUAUGAGAAUCAGAAGCUCGUCUAUGGUGGCAAAACGACUUCAUCCAAAGCUAAUCUUAACAGGCUAGUGGAUGCAGGUAUCGCAUGGCUCGAAGAUGCUGGAUACGAGCUUACAGAGGAGCAUAACUGUGUAGCCCAUUACUAG